This is a messenger RNA of Chinchilla lanigera (long-tailed chinchilla), 1318 nucleotides long. RefSeq names its product olfactory receptor 5B2-like. Gene Ontology annotation, biological process: sensory perception of smell; G protein-coupled receptor signaling pathway. The transcript is spliced from 3 exons. Bases 212 to 1237 code for a protein of 341 amino acids. Lineage: Eukaryota; Metazoa; Chordata; Mammalia; Rodentia; Chinchillidae. Gene Ontology annotation, molecular function: olfactory receptor activity; G protein-coupled receptor activity; odorant binding. Gene Ontology annotation, cellular component: membrane. The record is from RefSeq and is a predicted model, not a curated record.
UUGGAGGAGGGCGAUCACUUGCCUUUGGAGGUUAUAUUUCUUGCUGUGGCUCUGUCUCUUGUCUUUCUGCUUCUGCCCGCUAUGAAUUGACUAUCUUUCCUCUGCAAUGCCCUUCCAACGUGCAACUUCCAGGCGGCAGCCGGCUGAUCACGGAUGAAACUUCUGAAAUUCCUAUGGUUCAUUGGCUUCAAGGCAGAAAUGUCAUAACACGAUGGGAUGGAACAAAACUGCUCAAUUAAUUGCAAGCAAGAAGCAGAGCAGGAGACCAGUGCACAGAGCUAGUGAUUCCCAGGUAACAGUGAUGGAGAACAGGACAGAAGUGACAGAGUUCCUCCUGCUGGGACUGACCGAUGACCCACGCUUGCAGCUUCCCCUCUUCAUAACCUUUCUCCUCAUCUACACCAUCACUGUGCUUGGGAACCUGGGGAUGAUCCUGCUGAUCCUCCUGGACGCUCAUCUGCACACCCCCAUGUACUUCUUCCUCGGUAACCUGUCUCUGGUGGACUUUGGAUACUCUUCUGCUGUCACUCCCACGGUCAUGGCUGGGCUGCUGACAGGAGACCAGGUCAUUUCUUACAGUGCUUGUGUUGCUCAGAUGUUCUCUUUUGCACUUUUUGCCAGUGUGGAAAAUUAUCUCCUGGCCUCGAUGGCCUAUGAUCGCUACAUAGCAGUGUGUAAGCCCCUGCAUUAUGCUUCCGGAAUGACAACAAAUAUAUGUACAUGGCUGAUUAUAAGUUGUUAUGCCAUCGCCUUCCUGAGCGCCUCCACCUACACUGGGGACACAUUCAGUCUCUCCUUCUGUAAAUCCAAUGUGAUCCAUCAUUUUUUCUGUGAUAUUCCAGCAGUCAUGGUUCUUUCUUGUUCUGACAGACAUCAUAAUGAGCUGGUUCUUGUUUACGUUGUGAGCUUCAACAUCUUUUUUGCCCUCUUAGUUGUCUGGAUAUCCUACAUUUCCAUUUUUACCACAGUUCUAAGGAUGCGCUCAGGGGCAGGACAUUGGAAGGCCCUGUCCACCUGUGCCUCCCACCUCACCGCAGUCUCCAUCUUCUACGGGACCGUCAUCUUCAUGUACCUGCAGCCCAGCUCCAGUCACUCCAUGGAUACGGACAAAGUUGCCUCUGUGUUCUACACCAUGGUCAUCCCCAUGCUGAACCCACUGGUCUACAGCCUGAAGAACAAGGAGGUCAACAAUGCAUUCUUAAAGGUCAAGAGUAGAUUCAUCUGGUGGAAAAAAUAAUUUUUAAGGUUUUGGUUUUGGGUCUGAGCAGUUCAUGAGUCCUAGAUUUAUUCCUCAGACCUGCACUGUGUGUCAAGUCAC